GAUUGUUUGUCAUUCCAGAAAAUUUCAAACACAAAAAGAAUGUGUCCACGUAGGAACAUCGGAACAAGAAUAUGCAACAAAAGUAGGGAGAAGAGAGAGAAAAAGAGACUGUGUGUGGUGUGAGAUCCAAACUUGCUUUCAUGGUUAUGGCCACCGUGUGUUGUCGCUGCUUAAUUCUCGCCAUUUCGCCAAUGUCGCUUUUCCGAAGCAGAAAUUGAACCUUCAUGUGUGGUUUUGUGGCUCACAACUUGGUCUGAAAUACUCAUCAGUUUGUCAUGGACUAUUGGCCCUUCUAAAGAGUUGAAGAUUGAUUGGUUUGUAUAUGCACAGCUAGACAAACUUAGAAAAAGCGGGUAUUUUAUGUUUUGUUGUCGAUGAAUGCAUUGAUUCUGUGUUUAAUUGCUAGAAGAUGAGAUCCUCCUCUCUUCAGUUGUGAGAGACUGUACAUGAUUUCUUGCUGCCGUUCAGUAUCCUUAAAUAUAUGUCCUUUGUUUUGUUUAUCUUUGAUAUGGUAUUUGACCGUUGAGAAUAGAGAACUAGGGUGUCAGUAGAAAGAAGGAAUUAGACACGAAUUUGUUGGUUAGUCAGAUGUUUACACUUUUGGCUUGUUACUAUACCGGCACUAUGAAAAGAGUUAGUUACGAGAGACGAUGAGAAAAGGGCACUAUAUAAGACAGGAACCAUGUUAGGUACCAAUAUUGGUAAGGAUCCUAGCAUGUUUCCUCAACAUGCCCAACAAGAUCUAUCUGGUAGUGUUUCAAGUACAGGGCAUCAUGUGCAAAAUAAUAUCACUAUGGAGGCAGGGGAAGAAUUUUACGUGAAUGUUGGUCGUGAUGGAAUUGCUGCUGGAAGGGUUCUUGUUUCACCAGAUAUACCACGAAAUCAUGAGAAUGUGUUUGGUUUGACUAGAGAGAAUGGCAAUGUGAGAUAUGAAGAUCUUACUAACAUUUUGGGGCUGAGGAGAAUGAACUCUGAGAAUUCUUCUGAUAUAUCUGACUUUUUAUCUUUAAAACAGUCAGUACAGGAGAUGGAAAAUGGAGCUUCUGUAAACAUUUCAAACAAAAUUCAAAAGGGUGAUGGUAUGUUGAGGAAGGCUGUUCAAGAACCAGUGGGUGACCAGUCUGGUCUCGCAGUUGUAUCACCACUUUGUAGAUAUGAAGCUUCUCAGUCCAAUGGAUUUUCUGGUUCAGGAGUCGUAGAUGAUUUUCUGUCUGGGAAAAUGAAGUUUCUGUGCAGUUUUGGUGGAAAAAUAUUUCCAAGACCCAGUGAUGGGAAACUCAGAUAUGUAGGGGGAGAGACCCACAUCAUAUCUAUCCAAAAGGAUAUGGCGUGGCAAGAGCUUAUGCAGAAGACCUUGGGCAUUUGCAAUCAACCUCACACAAUAAAGUACCAGCUUCCAGGAGAGGAUCUUGAUGCUCUAAUAUCUGUUUCCUCUGAUGAAGAUCUUCAAAAUAUGAAAGAGGAAUACCAUGGGCUUGAAAGGCAUGAACGUUCUCAAAAACUUAGAAUUUUUUUAGUUCCUUUGGGUGAAUCCGAAGAGACAUCAUCAACAGAGGUGAAUGCUGUUCAACAGAAUGAUCCUGAUUACCAAUAUGUUGUUGCUGUAAAUGGUAUGGGAGACUCUACUAUAACAAACAUCGGUGGGCAAAAUUUGACAAAUGCAUCCAGUCAGUUGGGGGCAGAUUUGAACUUUACUCCAGUUCUUCCAAAAACUCCAAAUGCUUCUCCAGAUGGUCUUUUUAAUGAUUCCCUGAAUGUGAAAAGGCCCUUGUCAAUUCCUCCCGCUCCAAUUCCGAUAUCAGGUUCUAACACAGGUUAUAUACAAUUACUGGGUGACCACUCAUGUCAGGGAAGCAUUGAGAGCAAUGCAUCAUAUGCUCAGCUAUAUCCUGAGUGCUCUAAUAUCAGCACUGCUGGUUGCAUAUAUCCUCAGCACGUGAGUGACACUUGUCCUUAUCAGCAUGGUGAUGUUAUUCAGCCCAAGAAGCUCAAUGGAGGUCCUAGCAAGGAAUUAGUGACUCCUGUUUAUGUUAAUCCCAGAGAUGAAUUUUUUGGUGGAAGGUCCUUGCAAAGGGAAAGGGUCUUCUCUAAAACUCCCCUUUCAUUGUUGGAUGAUGUAAUUUGUCGACAGGGUGAAUCUUAUGGAAUUACAGACUCCCCUCAUGGGAUGCCCCAUGCCUUUUCUGAUCCACAGUUGCUACGAAGUGGAGCAAAGUCUGGUUACUGCUCCCAAAAUGGAAAUGGUCAAUCUUUCUCCCUGAACCUUGAAAAGGGUCAAAUAUCUUCAUUGUUAAUCCCUAGUGUCUCACGGGUGAAAGUCACGGAGCAUCCGCAUGAUUCUUUUGUCCAUCAUCCUCAAAUACAAAGUACGACACCAGAAGGAGAGUCAGCCCAGGCACCCAAAAGGCAAGAUUUGACAUCUUCUCCAUACUAUGAAUCCAUGGGAAUGAAUAAUCUUGUUCACAUGGAUAACACAUUAGCUGAAAAAAAGAACUCAAUUGCUCAAACUGACUUGGGUAUACACAGCUACGAUGCAAAGGAUGUUCAGGAAAAUUCUGUGAAUUUAGAAAGGAUGAAGAUAGUUGAACAAAAGAAUUUUAUUCCCAAGGAUAGCAAGGUUCAGCAGGGGAAAUCAACUGCCAUUGACAAGGGAUUUGUGACUGAGUUUCAUCUCUUGAACUCCUUCCCUGCUAAUAACUUAAAUGCUAAUAUUAAUAUGCAAAAGAAUUGGGAUCUACCUUUUGAGGGUAUUGUCCCUAUUCCAUCAGACACGAUGGAUCUCUCCUCAAAUAAUUUUUUGGAAAAGACCAUAUGUGAUUCUAACAUGAGCCAAAGGACUAGUGAGCACAAAAUCAACGCUUUGGCUAAAGGUCUGAAUGGUGUACAAGGGUUUGAUUUUUCAUUGACCAGAAAUUUUGAAUUAAAUGCUCCAAUAUUAAAUUCUGAAGUAGGUUCCAGUGAUAAAAGUUCCCGAGGAGGUUAUACUAAUAAGCUGUCCAUUCAUCCAGCUUCUCAUAAAGCUGCACAAAUCCAUCCUUCGAAGAAUCAGAUGGAUGUAGCUUUUGAAGAAAAUCCUACAGCAAGCUAUGGAAGUUUGUAUCCUGCUGCAUUUUGUGAUGAUCUUGGUCCAAGUGUAAACAUGCCUAUGAAUGGCCCUGAUAAUUCAGGCACUAUUAUGUCACUUAAAAAGGCACCACCUUUCCUUGAUGACUUCAUUACCAGCACUGGUCAAGUGGUGGAUCAGUUUAUCCCCAAACAGUCUGCCUCUGGAAUGUCAAAUGUUGAAGAUAAAGUUUCAGAACAACAAAAAAUUUUAGAAGGCUACACUGAUGUGAAUCAAGUGGAGACGUUCAAUGUAACAGACAUGACUCGUGUUGUUAGUCCUUAUAUUUCUAGUGAUAUUGGAAGUGUUGUAUCCCUAUCUCAUACAGAAGUUGGGAGCAUCAUCCCUGGGUUUGAGCCUGAGGAUUUUAAUGAAGACAAAAAUGAAUUCUUUUCUGAUGCAAUGAUAGCAGAAAUGGAGGCUAGCAUUUAUGGUUUACAGAUAAUAAGGAAUGCUGAUCUUGAAGAACUUACAGAGUUGGGUUCUGGUACUUAUGGCACUGUUUAUCAUGGAAAAUGGCGGGGAACAGAUAUUGCUAUAAAGAGAAUUAAAAAGAGUUGCUUUGUUGGAAGGUCUUCUGAGCAAGAACGGUUGGCAAAAGAUUUUUGGAGAGAAGCACAAAUCCUUUCAAAUCUUCAUCAUCCCAAUGUGGUUGCAUUUUAUGGAAUAGUACCGGAUGGGGCGGAAGGAACCUUAGCAACUGUAACAGAAUACAUGGUUAAUGGUUCCCUUAGGCAUGUCCUUGUAAAGAACAAUAGAUUACUUGAUCGCCGUAAAAAGCUAAUAAUUGCCAUGGAUGCCGCUUUCGGUAUGGAAUAUUUGCACUCAAAAAAUAUUGUCCAUUUUGAUUUGAAAUGUGACAAUUUGCUUGUGAAUCUAAGGGAUCCACAACGACCAAUAUGCAAGGUUGGAGAUUUUGGAUUAUCAAGAAUUAAACGCAAUACCCUUGUAUCUGGAGGUGUGCGAGGAACCCUUCCAUGGAUGGCACCGGAGCUGUUGAAUGGGAAUAGCAGUCGUGUUUCUGAAAAGGUUGACGUUUUCUCAUUUGGCAUCUCAAUGUGGGAGUUAUUAACAGGAGAGGAACCUUAUGCAGAUAUGCAUUGUGGCGCCAUUAUUGGAAAUCCCUGUGAGAAACUCUUCUGAAUUCAAUGUUGUUCAUUGUUAUUUGAAACUCACCAGACGAGGCGGCCAUUGAGUAUUUAUUCUAAACAAACUAUUGUUACUACUAUUAGGAUUAUUUGGUGGAUAGGAUAUAACAGAAUAUAGGAACAAGAAAACAGUAUGAUGGAAUAAGAAUAGAAUAAACUUUUAGGAACAAGAAAUCUUAUUCAAUAUUUAAUACACAUUAGACAAUAAUAUAACAUGUCAUAUUUGACUCAGGGCAGAUAGUGAUAGUUAUUGGUGGUGGUGGUUGUGAACAAUGGUCAUGACACUGGGUGGAGAGAGCGAAUAUUCUAUCUAAGAAAAACACUUUUUAUAGGAUCUGAUACAGAAUAAUACCAUAAACAAAUAAUUUCCUAUUGAUAUAUCAAAACAGUCGAUUAUAUUAGGACAAGGUUUUAUCGUAUUCUAUCUAAACCGUUGAAGGAUUUUUUAUAACUCAUUUGACGGACUUAAUAUGAUAUGAUAAGAGAAUAGAAUAUGAUAGGGAAAAGACAUAAUAUACCGAAAGUAGGUUAAGUUAUAAUCUUACUUUGUGUCUGGUGCAUAACUAAAUAAUGAUGGACAUAAAUGAAUGAGAUGAAAAAAAAAAGUUUAUAUUUUCCUUAUACUGUUACACUUUAUGAUAGGAUAUAAGGUAAUAGAUAAUGUUAGGUGUUGGAAGGUAUACGAAAGAAGAAGAAAGUAUAUGAGAGAAGAAGAAGGGCACCGAACGGUGGAAGGCGGUGAGAGAGAAGAAGAAGGGAACCGAACGGUGGAAGGAGGGGAGAGGUUGUGCCGAACGACUGAAGGCGGUGAGGGCUCUAGCCGUGGAAAGAGGUGAAGAACUGGAGUCGAUCGAUGGAAAGAGAUGAAGAACUAGAGCCGAUCGAUUGAAGAGUUACUAUCCUAACUGUUGUAGCAGUUAGGAUGGCUGGGAAAUAAUUAUAUAAAUAGAGUUAUAAGAUAGGGGAAUAUUCGGUAUAAGAUAAUUAUGGUAAAUAGAGCUAUAUUCUAGGGAAAUAUUCAGUAUAAGAUAAAUAUAGUAAAUAAAGCUAUAUUCUAGGGAAAUAUUCAGUAUAAGAUAUUUAUAGUAAAUAGAGCCAUAUUCUAGGGAAAUAUUUAAUAUAAAUAGAGCUAGAUUAUAUUGUGAGGGCUAUGCUUUUUGAUUAUUGAGUUUGUUAACAGGCGCUACAGUCGUGUGAGAGAGGUUAUACUCCCAACUAUCCUUGUUUAGAGAAUUCUAUUACCAUUAAUAAGAUAAAUUCAUUCUUUCAUUAUCUUUUCUGCCUUCUGUGAUCGUGGUUAAUUAGGUUUCUUACUCAGAAACCUAACACUUUAACCGAUGUAUUUAUAGGAUAUAAAGAGGAGGCAAGAACUUCCUAAAAAACCCUAACCCUUACAUGAAAAAAAAAUUAUAAAAUCAUUACAUUUCAACACUCUCCAUAAAAAAACUAGAGCAUAUAUAUUAUGCAACCUAGGAAGAUAUAAAUUGAAUCCCAUAUGAAGAUUGAGAAUGACAACUUCAGCCACCACAUCCUCUUCGGUUGCUACGACCUCUUCCUCUACCUCUACCUACAUCCUCUUUGGUUACUACGAUCUCUUCUUCUACCUCUACCUCUAUCUAGUGGUGCUACCAUUAUUGGUGUUUCAAUUGCAUCAGUUGAAAUUGAAAAAGUCUAGUGAUGAAGCUAUUCAUUGAAGGGAUAUUACCACCAACUAAAACUUGAUCACAUACAUGAUCAAAAUUGGAGUGUAGGCUUCUUAUAAUUGAAACCAUGUAUAGCUUAUUAAGUUUUUGUUAUGAGAGACCAUAUCAUUAUUGGUCUAUGUGUGAAAGGCUACUCUUUGAGUUGCAUCAAAGAGACAUUGAAUGCUAUCAACAAAAUGUCUUGCCUCGUUUUCCAAAAGUAUGAGCAUGUCUUAUAUGGUCAAAUAUCUUAAGGAAUCUUGUUCAACUGAUUGUCAUAAAACAUCACAUAAUUGGAAAUUCAAUUCCUCCCACAGAGGUUUCUCUUCAUCCGAAACAAUAGAGAGAUCCUUCUCUAAAUGAUCAUGGUGUCCUUGACCUAGGAACCAUAAUUCCACAAGAGCGGAUCGUGAAUCAUACUUUUUCUAGUUGAGUUUUGUCCUGGUAAUAGUAGGUGUAGUAGAAUGAGGGGAAGUGAUUCCAAAGACUUGAAGGGGGAAGGAAAAACCUUAGCUUUGAGAGGAAAAACCCUAGGUGAGAGAUAUUGCCACCAGAAUAGAAGGGAGCAGACAAAAGCCUAAAAGGCUCCUACGAGAUGAAUGACACCGGUCUGUUCUGAUUCUGGCAACACUAAGGUGGCGCGUGGAGAAGUGUCAAGACAAUUUAUAGGCAACGACCACCGGUCUUACCAUUAAUAAGAUAUACAAUGAUGAUGGUAAACAACAACAACAGUCGGUGGUGGCGACAACAAUAAGCAAACCGUGGACACGACCCGGGCCUCAUACCAACUUAAAUAAAUGAGAUAAGAAAAACAAUGUAUAUUUUGGAUCCUGAUACUUUAACAACUAAAGUUUGACAACUUUUUCACAACGCCACAUGUUAGCCAGACAUUGGUUCAUUUGAAAUAUAUUUUUUAAAUCCAAAAAAGUGACGUGGAAGGAGAGAUUAGGUUGAAAUUGCAUUUCGCGGCUUCUCCCAUUUUUCUUUUUCGAAACCCUACGCACUCUCCGCUAUCUCCCUUCUCUCUGCGGUUUGUGUAUCUUCUCUUUGUUUUCCGUCGAUUUGUCCACCACUGAGGAAAGCUUUCCCCUUUCUUCCACCACUUUCGGCGUGGCGACGUUCUCCUUUAUCCUUUGGGUGGUUUGUGUUUCGAUACCCACUUUCCUCUUCCCUUUUUGUGUUGUGUGUUGUGAAAUGGAGAAAUCUGAUGAAUGUGGUCAUGGCAGCAAGGUAUGUGUCUGUUGUUGGAAAACCCCUUUCCCCAUCCCUUUUAUCCUUUGUUUAUAAGGGUAAUUUUUAAUGCAGGUGUCAAUGUGACAUUCGUUCAAAACAAAAUUGGUUGAUGGUUUGAAUCUAAGGUUGACUCCAGAACAGAGCACCCCAUUUGGUUGGUUUUAUAGUUGCAUGAAAAUGUUAAGAUAGGUAGGAUUUUGUUAAAUGAGUUAUGUGGUAGAUUGGAAUUUUUGUUAAACGAGCAAAAUAGAACAGAUAAUACCACAUAUAAAGAAGUGCUUAUGUGUGUUUUAGAGGAACAAGAUCUGGUAAUUGAAGAACUUGAAGCUUCAGUUUCUGUUUUAGAAAAGUCGGUUGAAGACAGGAAUAAAAAUGAGGGUGGUCAAAAGGUUGAAGAAGGUGUUGGUGGAAGUGGUGUUCGUUGUGAAUUUUGAUCAUCGGUCAUGGAAUUUGGUAAUGACUACAUAACGAUCACCUGAAAAUAAAUAAAAAUUCCAAUCUACCACAUAACUCAUUUAAGAGACUCCUACCAACCUUAAUCUUUUCAUAUAACUCUAAAAACCAAACAAAUAUAAUGCUUUGAAUAAAACACCUCUGUUCCGAAGUCAACCUUAGAUUCAAACCACCAACUAAUUUUGUUUUGAACGAAUGUCGCACAAACACCUACAAUAAAAAUUACCCUUAUAAACAACGGAUAAAAGGAAAGGGAAAAUGACUUUCCAACAAUGAACACAUACCUUGCUGUCAUGACCACAUUCACUAGAUUUCUCCAUUUCACAACACACAACACGAAAAGAGAAAAUGGAAAGGGGUAUCAAAACACAAACCAUCCAAAGGAUAUAGGGGAACGUCGCCACAUUGAAAGUGGUGGAGGAAAGGAGAAAACUUUCCGCCAAUGGUGGACGAAUCGUCAGAAAACAGAGAGAAGAUACACAAACCAGAGAGUAUGCAAGAUUUUGAAAAAGCAAAAUGGGAGAAGCCGCGAAAAAGCAAAAUGGAAGAAGCCGUGAAAUGCAAUUUCAACUAAUUUCUCCUUUCAUGUUAGUUUUUUGGAUUUAAAAAAUAUAUUUCAAAUGAACCAAUGUCCGCCUAAAACGUGACUUUGUGAAAAAAUUGUCAAACUUUAGUCGUUAAAGUAUCAUGAGGAUCCGUAUAUUUUCCUUACACUGUUUCUUUUACUGAUGUAUUUAUAGGAUAAAAGAAGAGGCAAUCAACUUGCCAAAAAAAAAACCCUACCCCUAAAGAUGAUGGGUUCACAUACAUGAAAAGAAUAAUAAAAGGAAAACAUUAAAUAUAAUGUAAAUUAUGUUGAAAUGACUUUUUAUUAAAAUUACAUAUAAUCUUCUAUAAGCUGAAUUUUAAUAUAUAUUUUUUGUCAAAUUGAAAACUAUAAAAAAUAUAAUUUUAAGUAAACUAUACAAAAUUAUAUUUUAUUUAUAUAACUACUAUUUAUAUUACAAAAAUGUUAUAUAAGAUUUUAAAGUUGAGGGAGAAGAUAAUACUAGUAUAUCAUAUUUUGCAAUAAACAAUGCAUUACAUUAGGAUAUGGUGUACGAAAUGAGUCCUUAAGGAUGCAGAAGAGUAUGAACAAGUUUGUAAGUUUGAUUUUUCGGUUACAUGUUG
Vigna angularis (adzuki bean) is the source of this 8789-nucleotide messenger RNA. RefSeq lists its product as uncharacterized. The coding region runs from base 683 to 4246 and encodes 1187 amino acids. NCBI's taxonomy places the organism in Eukaryota, Viridiplantae, Streptophyta, Magnoliopsida, Fabales, Fabaceae. Gene Ontology annotation, molecular function: protein binding; protein kinase activity; ATP binding. The transcript is spliced from 9 exons. Gene Ontology annotation, biological process: protein phosphorylation; signal transduction. The record is from RefSeq and is a predicted model, not a curated record. Gene Ontology annotation, cellular component: cytoplasm.